AUGGCGGCGCCGGACGGACAUCCAAAGCCAAUGGCAUCCACUCCGCCGGGACCAAAGCCGAUCGGAGGCUACUAUCACACGGUCGACCCCAACUAUGAAUCACCUCUUGAGGGUAGCAACUACAUAUUUGUCCCGUCGUCACCGGCGACCCGCGGCUUCCGAUUCCGCCUGGACUUUCUUCCGGGAGGCAACAAUGGUGCCUGGGAAAUCGCAGACAGCCGUGGCAGCCUCAUCCUCCUCUACCGAGGCGUCCAGUUAAUCCCCAACAUGCUGAACGAGCAGACUGCAGCAGCUGGGAGCCGCCACAAUCCUGGGUUCGUCGUGUGCGACCCGCUGACGCGGCAAUACAAGGCAGUCCCUUGCCGGCCGGAAGACAUGGAAGGCCACCAGUUCCUCGGCCUGUUCCUCCUCCACGGCGACCAAACCAAUCAGCAAGCAGGCGGCGGCCACAUCAGUUUGUCCAACUUCAGAGUUAUGGCUGCUCUGCACCGGCCCCACUGCUGCAGUUCCAGCCAUGGAGUGCCGGUGGCCCACGUGUUCUCCAUGGGGAGCGAGGUGGAGGGAGCGUGGAGCAGCGUCUUCUGUUUGGGGAGCGAUUGGCACCUCGUGAAGAGGGCCUGGAGCAGCGAGGAACCGAUCAAUAUUCCGAACACGGUCAAGUCUUUCUACUUCGCAGGCCGCGCAUAUGGAUCCCUGUAUUGGGGUAUCCAAGGCACUGGCACGGCGCUUGUUCUUAACGAGGCAACCGCAGAGUUCACGAUGGUUACGCUGCCACAGAUCAUGCUCGGAUCGUGCGGAAGAUGCAGCUUCCGGUUCAUUAGCCGCCAGGACGACGGCGCUCUGCGUGUCGUCUGCUUGGUAGACAACAACCUCAAGGUCUUUGUUCGUCGUAUCAUCCAUAGUAAUAGUAGUCGUCACGACGAGUGGGCGGUCGAGGGUCUGGUGCGGCUGCGGGAAGCCACACGCGGACUGCCGGGCCACGAAGACGGCUAUUUCCAGGAUGAUGAGGCUAUUAUUGUUGACGCGCAGGAGACGUACGUCCUCUUGACACCACGGAACAAGACAUGGCUGUUCUCAGUCGUGCUCGAGACCAUGGAGGUCGACCGCGGACAUGAGAGGAACAAGUACGCAGGGCCGGCGUACCCAUGGGAGCUGCCACCAACGAUAUGGUCGCCAAUCUUCUGA
This is a messenger RNA of Sorghum bicolor (sorghum), 1185 nucleotides long. RefSeq lists its product as uncharacterized. The transcript has a single exon. Lineage: Eukaryota; Viridiplantae; Streptophyta; Magnoliopsida; Poales; Poaceae. The record is from RefSeq and is a predicted model, not a curated record. The coding region runs from base 1 to 1185 and encodes 394 amino acids.